CACUCUAUCGCUUCUUUGCUUCUCCAUCACGUCAAAUCAUCUCAUUCUCUCACUCACUCGCAUCAAGCCAUUAGAUUCAUAAACGAAUCAAAUCUCGCAUAUCUUUCAACAUCCAAAAAGCCACAAACAGACUCGCGGAAGAGAAAAAAAAAAGAGAGUCUUUACAACGUGCCUAAAACGUCCCUUUGUCGCACUUUUCAUCCUUUCUUUUACUUCUUAACAACCACUCAAUAUAUAUAUAUAUUAUAGAAGCUUGUAUCACUUCUUCUUUCUUCUCAAAAGAUCUUUCAUCUCAAAUAUUCGAAUAAGAACUUUCCGAAAUGACACCGAUUAUAGACAUACAUACAAGUAAUAGCGCUGGACGUAGUGUUGAUGGUGAUACGGAAGCAACAACUUCUUCACCUGUCGUCCCGGAAGUUUUGGAGAAUGGUAAAACUCAGAGGUUAAUCGUCGUUUCGAAUAGAUUACCGGUCACUAUAACUAAAGAUGAGAAAGGGGAAUACAAGUUUGGAAUGAGCUCCGGUGGACUAGUGUCUGCUCUAUCGGGGGUGAAAAAGACCAUGGACUUCACAUGGAUCGGAUGGCCAGGGAAAGAGAUCCCAGAAGCCGAUAGAGAACAUGUGAACAAGAGGUUGAUGGCGGAGUACUCAUGUUAUCCUGUUUAUCUGUCCGAUGAGCUUGCGGAUCGACACUACAACGGCUUCUCAAACUCUAUCCUCUGGCCCCUUUUCCAUUACCACCCCGGAGAGAUGAACUUCGACGCUGCCAAUUGGCUCGCCUAUCGAGAGGCAAACAUGCGUUUCGCCGAUGUCGUCGCCUCCAUGGCCUCUUCAGGGGAUAUCAUCUGGGUCCAAGAUUAUCAUCUGAUGCUCCUCCCCAUGCUCCUCCGAUCACUCAUUUCCGGCGAAUCGGCACAGGGCGAGAUGGUACGACGUGAGCUUGGUAGAGUGAAAGAGGGUGUCGAUGAUGGUGUCAUCAAGGAUGUUUUACAUAUGGGCACUGGUGUGGCGGAUGCUAUGGACGAGGGUUUGGACAUGCUGGACGAUGUAGAGGAAGAAGGCGAAGGAUUGUUGAUCAAGACGAACCCGGGACAAAGACGCCCGAAAUAUGCCAGGGGUAUGUCUGCAUUUCAGAAACAGGAGAUGGUGGCCAAGUCCAAAGGGAAGGAGGGGAUUAGGAUCGGGUUCUUCUUGCAUACACCAUUCCCUUCCAGCGAAAUUUAUCGAAUCCUGCCCGUCCGUCGGGAGAUCCUCCUCGGUGUCCUUCAAUGUGACCUCAUAGGUUUCCACACAUACGACUACGCCCGACACUUCCUUUCCUCCUGCACUCGUAUCCUAGGUCUUCAAACAAUGCCCAACGGUAUCGAGUUUGAAGGUCGAUAUGCACAAGUUGGAACAUAUCCGAUCGGUAUCGAUCCUAAUCAGUUUGUGAACGGUUUGAAACAACCUAAAGUGCAAGCUAGGUUAGCGCAACUCGAAAAACGGUUCGAGGGAUGUCAUGUGCUGGUUGGUGUGGACCGACUGGAUUACAUCAAGGGAUUGCCUCAGAAAUUACAUGCCUUGGAGGUGUUCUUAACGCAGCACCCAGAGUAUGUCGGGAAGGUCGUUCUCGUGCAGCUCGCCAUCCCAUCCCGGCAGGACGUUGAAGAGUAUCAAAAUCUACGUGCAUGCGUCAACGAGCUCGUCGGCAGGAUCAACGGCCGGUUUGGGACUGUCGAGUUUAUGCCUAUCCAUUUCAUGCACAGAAGUGUGCCGUCUGAUGAGUUGACUGCGAUGUAUGCGUUGGCGGAUGCGUGUUUGGUGACUUCAACGAGGGACGGGAUGAAUUUGGUCGCAUUUGAAUACAUCUCCUCACAGGCCAAAAGACACGGCUCGAUGAUAUUAUCCGAAUUUGCUGGAGCCGCUCAGAGUUUGAACGGGAGUAUCAUCAUCAAUCCUUGGGACGUGCAAUCAACGGCGGAUGCGAUUUACCAAGCUUUACAGCUCAGUGCGGAACAACGGGAGAAUAGCUGGCGAAAACUAUACCGGUACGUGGCGAAACAUACUGCCGAAGCUUGGGGAGUGGCAUUUGUGUCCGACCUACGACGUAUCGUCCUCGGUUCCGGUCAACCGGCUCCUGUACGCAAACGUUCCGGUACCCUCAGUCGGACAUCGAGCAAGGCCAGCAUGGGUCGUCGAGCGAGCACGACGUCGGUGAGCGGGGUCACGAGUGUGAAGGCGUAGUGCGUACUUGGGGGAUUUGUAUGUGGAAAAUGGUACGAAAGAUCGUUAUUGUGUGGUAGAUGUGGAAUAAGAGAUGACGUAAGUACACGAAUUUGAUGAAGAAUCAUGUCGAGAUUAAAGAAGCGGUGAGGUUUCAAGAAGUCAUUUGAGAAGUUUUUACACACAUGUUCAUGCAUCAAUCGUCUGUGUUGAAAGACACGGUGGUUGUUGAUGUC
This is a messenger RNA of Tremella mesenterica DSM 1558, 2437 nucleotides long. RefSeq lists its product as uncharacterized. The transcript has 10 exons. Gene Ontology annotation, molecular function: catalytic activity. Bases 321 to 2222 code for a protein of 633 amino acids. Gene Ontology annotation, biological process: cellular response to heat; trehalose biosynthetic process. Gene Ontology annotation, cellular component: alpha,alpha-trehalose-phosphate synthase complex (UDP-forming); cytosol. The record is from RefSeq and is a predicted model, not a curated record. NCBI's taxonomy places the organism in Eukaryota, Fungi, Basidiomycota, Tremellomycetes, Tremellales, Tremellaceae.